AUGCGCCUGCUGGCUGCGGCGGCCUGUGCAGUGCUCGGCGCCGCAGCCGGCGAGGAGCUCUGCAUCUGCCGGCUCCGCGGCUGCCGGCGUGGUGUCCUCCGCUCGGCGGAGCUCUGUCUCAGACCAGGCGACGUCGCCCUGGCGCUCGGUGUGUCCGGUGCUGGGAAGACGACGCUUCUGAGCCUACUGGCCGAUCGCCAGGCAGAGGCUGCGGAGGAGCUUUACAUGCAUCCGGAUCUGCCGACUUCCCUUGAGGUGCUUGAUGGAGACUCGGGGCAGCGGGAUGCAGAGGAGGCCCUGGCCCAGCUGACGCCCGAAGUGCGCGCUGCCUGGGGCUUAGCGGACAAAGCGCCGCUGACCGCCCGCACUGCACGCUGGAAGGCCUUGUGUGCUCAAGUCGUGGCGAAGCAGGCCCCAGCACCGGGCCUCCUGCUCCUGGACGAGGCUGGGAAGCGAAAGCUGGGCCUUCAAGUCCGUUUGUCAGUCACGACGGUGGGUAAUGGUGAGGAAUUGUGGGUAAUGGUUGGUACAGGACAGACGGUGACCGACGUAGCACAUUGCUGCCACCUCCUUCCUGUUCUGUUCGCGGUCAAAUGUCUUGGCUUGCAAACAUGUGCCGUCCCUGGGCUAAUGUUCUGUGCUACGUAUAGUUUGGGUGACUCCAUCGGCCUGGUCGAAGUCCUUGCAGUGCUGCUGCUGAGCGGCAGGUCAGGGACGAUAGACUGCCGGGAAGAGGCAACCCUGGCCUCACUGGAACAGCAGAUCGCCACGGUGCUGGACUUGACCCCGCAGCAUGGCACUUGGCCUCCUUUGCGCUUCCUGCUGGGUGCGACCGUGUUGAAGGAUCAUGUCGUCGCAAAGGACCUGAAAGAUCAGACCGUUACAGUAAUGCUGACAUUCGAACCUCUUGCACAAAUCUGCGGUGUGCCGGUGAUGCAGGACCGCCUGGCCGAGCAGCUCUGGGAAAACCCAGCUGUGCUGUUCAGCUGCCGAGGUGUGUCUCGGGUGCUCCAAGGAGCCGCAAAGGAGACCCGGCUGCUUCGAUCGGUUCGGCCGAAAUUCCUGGAGAUUCAAGGUUUGGCCGCCCGAGCCCUGGAUGCCAACGUCUCCAUUGAGGUGAGUCACCUCGGGGCCGCUCAGAAAAUCAAGCCGCUGGCAGAGGAAAUCCUGCAGUGCCUCGGUGCGCUGCGUGAUCUGGACUGUUUGGAGUCGGAUCUCGGCAAAAAAGAGGACGACGAGGCACUGGACAAGGUCUUGCAGGAGGCCCGGAUGGUGCUGUGGUCUGGCUGCCCUCGCUUUGAAGGGUGCAAGAAGGCUGCCUUCCGCAUAACGAGCCUGGUGAGGAGCCUCAAGUUGUACUACCAGCAGGCCAACAGCCCCCACAUCCGAUGGCGACCAAAGUCCAUUGCAGAAGUGUGCGAGGACAAUGACGUCGGAGACGUUUCUGAGGACGAAGUCGGGGACGCCGACACACCUGAGCAGCCGCAAGCGCCAGCGGUGCAACAGGAGGCCGGCAGCAACCUGGGCAAGGAGCCCAGCGAGCUCCUAAGCAUCACGGAGGCAACGCAGACUUCGAGAGGGGUAGGAGCUGAAGCGCCUCGAAGCGCCAGACCCGGGGCUCCAACUGGUCCAGCAUCUUCGGCCGCUGGGGGGGAAGAAGCGCCCCCCAAGCCUCCGGAGCCGCAUUUGACUCGCGAGCAGCACGAAGUGGAGAUCCGACACUACCUUGUGGCCUUGGCGCAACAAGGCAGCUGCCCUCAUGGACACGACGUGAUCGACUUGCCUAAGGCGUUGGGAGGAUCGAGCUGCAGCUUUUGCUGUAGAAACUGUGCCGGUGGGCUCCGGUGCCCCCAAUGCAACAACCAGUUCUGCACCGCAUGCCUGAAAGCAGCCUCCCAUUACGAUCCCUCAGCUACAGACUCUGUUGCAGAAGUCGUGAGCUACGCCAGAAGGUGUUCGGACGGGGGUUCGCCUCCUGCGCAUGAGGAGGCUGCAGAAGCAUUACUAGCAGAGCUGGCGCGAGAAACGCACCAGGAGCCCCAGGCGUUGCUGCUCCAUGAGCUGGGCAAGGUUUGCAAGGCGAAAGGCGACCUGGAGGCAGCUGCGAGGCACCUCAACGAGUGUCUGAGCAUGGACAGGGCUGUGCACGGAGAGGGAGCCCACCUAGAAGUGGCCGUCACGCUCCAUGCGCUGGGCUUGGUUUGCCAGGCGCAAGGCGACCUGGAGGCAGCUGCCAGGCACCUCAACGAGUCCUUGACCAUGAAGAAGGCUGUGCACGGAGAGGGAGCUCACCAAACAGUGGCCGUCACGCUCCAUGAGCUGGGCAAGGUUUGCAAGGCGAAAGGCGACCUGAAGGCAGCUGCCAGGCACCUCAACGAGUGUUUGAGCAUGGACAGGGGUGUGCACGGAGAGGGAGCUCACCAAAGAGUGGCCGUCACGCUUUAUGAGCUGGGCUUGGUUUGCAAGGCGAAAGGCGACCUGGAGGCAGCUGCGAGGCACCUGAACGAGUGUUUGAGCAUGGAGAGGGCUGUGCACGGAGAGGGAGCCCACCUAGAAGUGGCCGUCACGCUUUAUGACCUGGGCAAGGUUUGCAAGGCGAAAGGCGACCUGGAGGCAGCUGCGAGGCACCUCAACGAGUCCUUGACCAUGCAGAAGGCUGUGCACGGAGAGGGAGCUCACCAAACAGUGGCCGUCACGCUUUAUGAGCUGGGCUUGGUUUGCAAGGCGCAGGGCGACCUGGAGGCAGCUGCGAGGCACCUCAACGAGUGUUUGAGCAUGGAGAGGGCUGUGCAUGGAGAAGGAGCCCACCAAACAGUGGCCGUCACGCUCCAUGAGCUGGGCAUGGUUUGCCAGGCGAAAGGCGACCUGAAGGCAGCUGCCAGGCACCUCAACGAGUCCUUGACCAUGAAGAAGGCUGUGCACGGAGAGGGAGCUCACCAAACAUUGGCCGUCACGCUUUAUGAGCUGGGCAAGGUUUGCAAUGCCAAAGGCGACCUGGAGGCAGCUGCGAGGCACCUCAACGAGUGUUUGAGCAUGGAGAGGGCUGUGCACGGAGAGGGAGCCCACCAAACAGUGGCCGUCACGCUCCAUAAGCUGGGCAUGGUUUGCCAGGCGAAAGGCGACCUGAAGGCAGCUGCCAGGCACCUCAACGAGUCCUUGACCAUGAAGAAGGCUGUGCACGGAGAGGGAGCUCACCAAACAUUGGCCGUCACGCUCCAUGAGCUGGGCAAGGUUUGCAAGGCGAAAGGCGACCUGGAGGCAGCUGCGAGGCACCUCAACGAGUGUCUGAGCAUGGACAGGGCUGUGCACGGAGAGGGAGCUCACCAAAGAGUGGCCGUCACGCUUUAUGAGCUGGGCUUGGUUUGCAAGGCGAAAGGCGACCUGGAGGCAGCUGCGAGGCACCUCAACGAGUGUUUGAGCAUGGAGAGGGCUGUGCACGGAGAGGGAGCCCACCAAACAGUGGCCGUCACGCUCCAUGAGCUGGGCAAGGUUUGCAAGGCGAAAGGCGACCUGGAGGCAUCUGCCAGGCACCUCAACGAGUGUUUGAGCAUGGAGAGGGCUGUGCAUGGAGAGGGAGCUCACCAACAAAUGGCCGUCACGCUCCAUGCGCUGGGCAUGGUUUGCAAUGCGAAAGGCGACCUGGAGGCAGCUGCGAGGCACCUCACCGAGUCCUUGACCAUGAAGAAGGCUGUGCACAGAGAAGGAGCUCACCAAACAGUGGCCGUCACGCUCCAUGAGCUGGGCAAGGUUUGCAAGGCGAAAGGCGACCUGGAGGCAGCUGCGAGGCACCUCAACGAGUGUUUGAGCAUGGAGAGGGCUGUGCACGGAGAGGGAGCCCACCAAACAGUGGCCGUCACGCUCCAUGAGCUGGGCAAGGUUUGCAAGGCGAAAGGCGACCUGGAGGCAUCUGCCAGGCACCUCACCGAGUCCUUGACCAUGAAGAGGGCUGCGCACGGAGAGGGGGCCCACCUAGAAGUGGCCGUCACGCUUUAUGAGCUGGGCUUGGUUUGCAAUGCGAAAGGCGACCUGGAGGCAGCUGCGAGGCACCUCACCGAGUCCUUGACCAUGAAGAAGGCUGUGCACAGAGAGGGAGCUCACCAAACAGUGGCCGUCACGCUCCAUGAGCUGGGCAAGGUUUGCAAGGCGAAAGGCGACCUGGAGGCAGCUGCCAGGCACCUCAACGAGUCCUUGACCAUGAAGAAGGCUGUGCACGGAGAGGGAGCCCACCUAGAAGUGGCCGUCACGCUCCAUGCGCUGGGCAAGGUUUGCAAGGCGAAAGGCGACCUGGAGGCAGCUGCGAGGCACCUCAACGAGUCCUUGACCAUGAAGAAGGCUGUGCACGGAGAGGGAGCCCACCAAACAGUGGCCGUCACGCUCCAUGAGCUGGGCACUGGAGGCAGCUGCGAGGCACCUCACCGAGUCCUUGACCAUGAAGAGGGCUGUGCACGGAGAGGGAGCCCACCAAGAAGUGGCCGUUACGCUUUAUGA
This is a messenger RNA of Symbiodinium natans, 4488 nucleotides long. Lineage: Eukaryota; Dinophyceae; Suessiales; Symbiodiniaceae. The record is from the annotation of a GenBank genome assembly.